Molecule: messenger RNA, 12421 nt
Organism: Anas platyrhynchos (mallard)
Lineage: Eukaryota; Metazoa; Chordata; Aves; Anseriformes; Anatidae
Source: RefSeq, a predicted model, not a curated record
GGCAAUUAGAGCAAGCCAAAUCCAUGCCCACCCACACUCCUGGCUGAGGACUCGGGCUGCUCUUGGAAGUGCCUUAUCACCACGAACUUCUUGCCCGUCGUUUCCUAACGAGGCACGUGAGCCCUAAAGCACCUCCCCGCUCGGCACGGCACAGCUCUCACGUCAGCCACGAAGCUCCCUGAGGGCAGGACGUGUUGGGAUCCCGACAUUUGGGGUGAGCAGCAGCACCUGGAGGGUGUCAGCCGGCGGCUCCACGUGAGAUGAAGCUGUGCACCAAGGCAGUCGGCGAUGGUGAGAGCUUCAGGUGGGAGACCCGGUGCCUGUAGGAGUGGGAGAGGUGCUCCCGUCUCAAUAGGGAUGAGCAAUUGAGACAAGCGUAGGAGUGUGCUGUGGAAAGUGAACAGCAGGCAUCUGUGGCAUCUUCACACCGGCCUUUGAAAGGAGAAAGUUUCCCUGAGCUGCCUUUGGUUCUGGUGCAAUAAGAGGAUUAGCACCCGGCAAGCUGGUCCGGGCCAGUGACUCAUGUGAGGAAUUCAGACGGCAAUUCUGUUUGCAAAUUGCCAGCUUUGAUUUGGGGCAAUUUGGUCAUUAUUCUCAACUGUUCGGGGAAAGCAUGUUCUCGCUAUAUCAGCACUUCUGCUGGUGGGCGUUUUGCAAACCCUUCGCCUUUGUGCUGGCCGCAGCGGGGGCUCGGUCCGUCACGCCUUGCUGGGGUCUGCACCGCCCUUCCUAUUCAGUGACAGCCAAAGGAAAACCAGCAGCUUCAGAGCUUUCCAUCAGGGUUUGCUCGAACCCGUCGGAUGCACGAAGGUGUCACCAAAAGGGCAAGGUGUGUGACAAGUGGCUGGGUGCCCCCAGUGACAAGCUGCCAUGGCUUGAGGUGCCAAAACCUGCUUUUACAGAUAUUUUCACACCCCAUGGAGGGAAUCAGCUAGCAAGCUGGGGAAAUCAGGGCACAUCUACCCAGGAGCUGUUGUUUUCUUGCUCCUCGUUGGUAGCACAGCUGCUGUCGGUAGCAGCUGUCUUCACCUCCCAAUGCUCACGGAUGGGCAGCGCCAGGUCCCAGCACCUCUCCUAUUUUGCUGUGCAGAGAUCUCACUACGAAAGGCGCUGAAGCCAAGGCUGAGCCCGUCCCAGCAGCAACAGCAGCUCCCGAGCAUCGGUGGCAAGGUGGCCAGAAGCAGCCAUCUGCACCAGCAGGGCUCAGGCCCACGCCACCUGCCCCAGACAUCUUCCCGGAUGGUCCCUUCUGAAGACCAGCCGCUAUUUAUAGUCUGUGACACAGAAACGAGAACAUUUGGGAACGCUUCUCCAUGAAAGCGCAACCCAACAUUUUCUUUUAAUUUCUCCGUGCGAAACGCAAGCCAGCUCACCGCUCUAUUUUUAGCCUCCCCAUAACAAGCCGCAUGAGCAGGCGAGAGGAACAGCAUGUUGAUGAGGAAGGUUAUUGCACUCCAAACCUCCCCUCGCUUCUGCAAACAAGCUGUGCUGGGAGAGGCUUACCAGCAGCCAGCAGAGGGGCUAGGAAAGCUGUCGGUCCCCUCCUCGUGACAAACAACAAGUUCAGGGCUGCCAGAGAGGAUGGGGACGGACUGGGACCUGUUGGUUCUGCAGCAGGGUGGCCUCGAGAAGACAGCCCCCCAUGGCGAGCUGCUCGUGGGCGCCUUUGGCCUCUCUUUCGCCUUGCUCCUGCCUUCAGCUCGAAGGUUUGAGCCCAAGGACGCUGCACGAAACUCCCAACGUGAGAGUGAAGAGGAGCCUGCUUUGGGAAGCAAGCUCUCCAUAGCCAGCGUUGGCAAUCAUCCUGGAAAGGGAUGACAAAACCCCGAGCGUGUCUGGAUGGCAGGGAAGGGCAGCGUCCCCUGCGACACGCUACGAAAGGAGGAAUACGCUUGACCUAGAUACAUGAAAUAACAUGGUCCCUGGCAAAGGGCUGCAGCAAGAGGGAGAAUUUCACAUUCAUUAGAAACCCAGCUCCCUCGCCGCCCCCAGAUACAGACAGCCCAGAAAUAAAGAUGCGCGGGGACAAAACGGCUCCAGCACACGCCGGUUCCAGGUGGUGAAGCUCCACAGCGACGCAGCCACCACAGCCACAGGUGCCACCUGCCCUGUGCCACCAGGAGCCACCUCCCCUGACCCAUCCUCCUGCCUCCUUGGUGCAGAGGCUCCCAGCUUGCUGCCUCUUGUCCCCAGGCUUAGCAGACCAUCAUGGGGCCAUCUCACACGGGGUGGCACCAGAAGGGCUGUUGCAAGGCUGGAAAGGCUGUGCCAAUCCCCACUGCCACCAGGAGUGAUGUUUCAGGGGUCCAUCCUGGGUUUUCCCCCUGAACAAGCUUGCUCGGGGGUUUUCCUCAGGCUCUGGAGCUGGCAACGUGGACCCGGAGCACGGAGGUCUCUGAUCCUCCUGCCACGUGCAGAACAUGCCAAGGCUGGCGGAGCCCGUCUGGCAGGCGCUUGUAGGCAGGAGCAGCUCCUGCUUUGGUGCUCCAGGUUCUUAUUAAAGCUUGGGCACUGCCUCGCAUCCCCACCCAGGAGUGUGGGAAACGUAAUUGCUCCCUGGGCAGCGAAGAGCGAGCACGCAGGGCGUGAAACACGGGCCAGGGAAAGGGGGGAAGCCAGGCCAACAGUAAUUUGGGAAGUGCAAAGAAUUCGUGAAAGUCUCCCCAUCCCCACCCACAGCCCAAGGGCGUGUUACAACAGUGCUCUCCCAGGUUUCCUUCCACCACCAGGGAUGACUGAUCCCGACCAUGCAGGCUCAGGGCGCCGGGGCUUUGGGGAGCUCUGCUCCGUGUCCUGGGGUCUGCAGAGCCUUGUCCUGGGAGAUCCAUCCUCUCGGCCACCACGAGGUGCUUCCCAACAGCGAGGUUUUCAGCAACGUGGAGGUGACGGAACCUUGUGUGGCGGCAGUUUGCCAUGGUCAUCAGCAUCUCCAGGAGAAACCUGGGUGCGCACCAGCCCAGUGGGGACCUACGUCAGUCCUGUCACCCCUGUGGGAGGAAAGGGCUCAGGAAGGAGACUUUUGCGAGGGUCCAGCAUCCCUCAGAGCUGUGCCCCAUUGGAAAGCAGGGGAAUGUCCCAGCCCAGCCCCUCCUGGACCUCUGGGGGGGCACUGCUUUGGUAAAGCCGUGCAGAGGCGCAGCUGAAGGCUGCUGACCGCAGACCCACAGUGUGUAACUGCAGCAGGCUGAGCUGGGAUGCCCAUCCCUCGAGGGCACCAUCACAUUAAUCCAGAGUGAAAAGGUUGAGGGCUCGGUGGGCUUGGCAUUUCCUGCUUUGAUGGCUCCGUUUUUCGCUCUGUCCUCUCCAGGCCCUGUGGGAACCUUUUGAGGAGCUCAGUGCUGGCUGCGGGACCUGCUCCACGUCCCAUCCCCUGCUACCGGCCAGGCAGUGCUGCUGAAAGGAAAGGCUUUGCUCAAGCAGAAAUGCCACUUCCCCUGUCCCACACAGGGCAGAAACCCCCACACCUGGUGCUCACCUCUGGCAUUAAGGGCUUUAUCACUGCCUGGUGCAGGGAUGGCAGGUAAAAGGGGGUUAGACACCUCUGAGAAGCGAUGUUGGAAGCCUCUUCUAAGUCCUUGCCCCAAAUAAUUACCAUCUGCAUGUGUCCAGAUUGCCAGCACUUGGUGGAUGAGGGAGCUGACAAGCUCGGAUCCAUCACCCAAGCCAUGCUGACACUGCUCUCAGGGGCUGCCCUGCCAUGGGGGGAGCACGAGGUUAGCCUGGGAGCAGCCCUGGACAGGAGUCACCAUUCCUCCUCUGCAGCAACCUUCCCUCAAGCAUUUUUCUCUCUUGAAGCAGGGUGGAAAGCUUCACGAGCUUUCCCCAUCGCUGAUUGCCCAGGAAGAACUCAGCCUGAACCACCUACAUUUGUCUGUCUGAAGCAUUCCACGGUGCUUUGGAGCCAUUUAGAACUUGUCAUCAUUUUUUUUUUCUUCUGAAACUGAGUUGAAGUCAACCUUUUCCUGCAGACGGGCUUGGCCUUUUUUUUUUUUCUUUUUUUUUCAAACUGGCGAUUUUCCAGCAAGGAGAUUUGAACCCAAAAGACCCAGGGGCCAUGCAGAAAGCCUGCAGGAGCUCAUCUUGCAGGAGCCGCGUAGCCACAGGUGAUCCCUGAUGGGGAACGGGGAGAUUUGGGGCAGGACACAAACAGAGCAGGGCCAGCCAGAUGCUGCAUGGGCUGCUCCAAGCCCAGGAGCCUGUAGCAUGCGUGAGAAGCGAGGGGAAGCCUCAGCUGAGGCCACAGCAGGGAUAAUAAAAUGAAAUGAAUCAACUCUCAUCACCCAGCUGGUGGGGCAGCUGUGCUGGCUUGCCGUGCUUCUGCCUUCCUGAUCAGCCUCUGCUCAUCCCACCCAGCCCUCUCCCCUGCUUCAGAGGCUUUGCUGUGCAAGGCCAGGGCCAGCUGCAUCUCCAGGGGCUGGUAUGAGCCUGCUGAGCCCUCGGGCUGUUUUGUGCAACCGGGAGCAUCAAUUGAAUGAAGGAGACCACGGCAUCCUGGAGGCUUCAGCAUCCAGCGCUGAAAGGAGCUGGCAAAGGGAGCGAGGAGAUGCAGCCGGGGAACUGAAGUGUUUGCAGGCGGUGUGAUUUGCUGGAAGUCACCCGGCAGCACCCAAAUCUGCUGUAGAUCAUUGUGGGGGUUCUCCACGCGCUCAUCUGCUCCUGCGCCCUUGGGUGCCCUGCGGUUUUAAGGGAAAAGGUGAUACUGGGUGUCACCAAUGCCAGCAGACCUGUCUCCUUUCUGUCUCUGGAAGCAGAGCCCAGCCCCAAGCCUGUGCUACAGUUCCCAGCCGCUGUGCACAUCUCUUGUCUCCUCCUGAGACCUCCCAGUCCCUGAAGAAAUACGGCUCCAGCAGCACGCAGGCGUUUCCAAGAGCUUUCCUGGAGCCCUGGAUGGAGAGAAGAUGCAGUGCAGCUUUAUGCAGUGAUGCCCAGUGCCAAUAAAACCAAUAAGUGCUUCUAUUUAUCCUUCCUGGUACUGCAGACCUAACUGGGUUUGCACGAGGACAAGGAAUAAAACUGGAGGGUGGUCAGGAGCAGCAGCUCCCUGCCCACUGCUCACACAGACGUGUCCCUCGUCCUCGCUGCCAAAUUUUGCAGACCUCGCAACAGAAAUUAAAUCUUCCUGCCCUCGAGUUGCUCCUCAAAAUCUCAGCCCAAGCAAAGGUUUAUUCCCAGCGUUGCAUCUUAUUUUUUUUUCCCCCUUCUAUCUAGCCUGAAAAGGGCUUGGCAUUUAUCUGCGUGCAGGCACCUGAUCGGACUGGACUGGCGCAGACCAUCUGGGGACGGGCUCUGUGCAGACAAGAAGCUCCUCCAAUUAAUCCAAAACCUGAUGAUUUGCAGAUCCAGAACAGUUUGUCUCCUUGAUGGCACUGCCCGCUCAGACACCCAGCAUUGGGACACCGAGGGGCUGGCAGCCACUCUGGAAGGGGACAGCGGGGCACGGACAGGACCUGACCCCUGCAGAUGCUUCCUGGCUCUUCUGUCCUUCCUUCUCACCAGCUCUUCGCUGAGACGGGUGGCCAAAUGGGCCAAGUCUCCUUGCCGAGCACCUACACGAGUGAAAGGAAGCAGAGAGGCAGAGCGAUGGCUGUGGUGCCUCCUAGGCAGGCGGCUGCAGAGCAUCCUGUGCCAGAGGGAAGGAGGAUGUUGCUGCUGCAGGGCACUGAGCCCUGGCGGAGACACCGAAGUCACCUCCCACAGCGGGAUGUGUGGGCUGCUCUGCAUCACUCCCGGAGGUUCAGAAGUCCUUCGGGAGCACGAGUGCUCAGUUAAGGCAGAACAGAGCCACGGCCGCUUGUGGAGCCGCUGGGGGCUCCCAAAGCCCCGCAUUUUCCCCCGUGCGCAACCGGCUCCAGGUGUCGAGAGGGAAGGUGGUGCGUGUGGCUUCCAGGCAGCGAAACUCCCUGUGGGCUGCAGGGUGAGGCCGGUUUCUGGGUCUGGGAUGUGCUGGAGCAAAGCCGAGCUCGCCCCACGCUGCAGCGGGCUAUCCAUCCCCCCCCCCAAAACAACCUUUGGUCUGGGAUGCGUGGGACGCCCGCCUCCCCACAGGGCGCAGAGAAGGAAGAUAAGGCAGAGCUUCAAAGGCUGCGCUGGUUCUGCAGGUACAGGGGGAGAAAAAGUCCCUCUUCUGCCAGCACGUGCAAGAGACAAACUGCUCCUCUUGCAAUUGCUGCCAAAAGGCCAGAACCAGCAUCACAGCAUCUUCCUCCCCCUGCACGUGGGGAGCAUCGCCUGGAUCAUCUCGCGUACCUGGAAAACACAGAGCAAAGCUUUUGCGCCUUUUUAAAGGACACGUUGCAGAAUUUCCCAGGAAAAGACACUUCAAAAUCCUAAUUGUGAGCCUUGCGCUCCCCUGACCUACUCACCACCACAUGGCAAAUGCGCCAAAUCAUCUGGAUCCCCAAUAAUUACAGCCUGGCGCUAAGAAGCGAGCACCAAACCCGUCAUUAUCUGCAGAAGUUAUUGGACGAAUAUUAAAAAAACGCAAAACGCAACCAAAGGCAAGCGCACCGAACCCAGGGGGACGGCGGUGGUGGACGGGCUGCCCUCGGUCGGUCUCGCACGGGGGUGACUCAGGCGGCAGCGAUGCUGCCGGAGCAGGCUGGGCGUGCGGGGAGCCCUGCGCCUCCAGCCGGGAGCAGGGAGGGACGGGGCUGGUUCCCAGCCCCACUGCUGCCACGGGGCAGGGAAGGGCUUGGCACCGCCCGAUGCCACCCCAAGAUAACAGGAGCAUGGAGUAGGAACCCAGGUGGAGCUGAUCCCGGGGCAGGGAGCUGCAGGAAAGGGUUUGGGUGGUCCCUCUGCCCUGUCCCCGCUGUCUUCACCACGGGGCUGAGGCUCAGACCCUCUGCAGCAGAGUCCUGCCUGCGGAGCUGAGCGAGCUCAAGGCACUGCAGCAUCCGCAAGGGCCACAUCCAGGUACAGGCUGCUGUGGGGAGCUGUUACACCGUGCGGCGAGGGAGCGUUUUCGCCAAUAAGAAAAUAAAUUGAAAAUAAAGAUUUUUCUCCCUCCCUCUGUUCAGCCGCGUGCUUCCCGCACGGUAAAUCUUGGCGGGCUGACGGGUAUUUAGAAGCGCUCGUUCAUUGACAAAGUGAAAAAAAUAUACCUGGAGCAGAAGGGCCCUGUAAAGGUCCUUGUAGAGCGUGAUUUGUGGCUGUUUAUUCUCAGCAGCGAAGCAGAAUCCAUUAAAAUGGAUGUGCCCGUUACGGAGCACGUAGCUUCUCCCAGCGAGGCGCAAUUACGAUAACGAGCUGCAUGAGGGCGGGAGCAACUUUUCAGGUGGCGGGGCUCGUGAGCAGCAGAGCAGCUCCACAGCCCGCGAGGAACAACGGGGCCGCUUAGGGAAGGGUUCCUAAAAAUCACGGGACUCUGGCAAGGGCCAGAGCGUGGUGCCAGCUGGAGAGUCGUGGCCCCAAAGAGCUGCACCCCGUUUAGCCUAGCAGGAGCCUCUCAGGAGAAGAAGGAGAUAAACCACCCCAGCAGCAACGCUUCAGAGGUCUUCGGUGUGACGUUUUCCCCUUUUAUCUCCAGCCAAAUGGAAAAUAUUUGGGUUUUGCCCUGUUGGCUGAAGGGACCAUCAGCCCUUCCCUGGGCUCGGUUCUGCGUUGGGUCCUGCGGAGCUGGAAAAGAUCCCGCAGGAGAGCGAUCUGGCCGGCUUUCAACCCCCUGCUGACAGAUCCCACACCAUCCCUCGGUUAAUUGUUUGAAUAGUUAAUCACCCUCGUAAUUAGCAGUGUGCGCCGUGUUGCUCAUCUGAAUUUCUGGGUGAAACUUCCAGCUCCUGCCUCCUGCUAGACCUGUACUAGAUUAAAGAAGCUGUUCCCAUCCCAUUUCGGCUCCCCACGCAGGUUUUUGUGGGCUCUCAGCUCAGCUUCAGCUGGGAUUUUGGAGCCUUGUGCCUGCUUUUGAGCCUCUCCGUGCAGUUACAGCUCUUGUCCAGGAUGCUCUUUUGCUUUACCCUCACCGUGCCCGCAGCUCCUGUCUCUUCUUCAAGCUCCCGUCUCUUCUUUUUCAUCAGAUCUUUUCUUUCAAGUGCCUGGAGAAUGGGAUGGCAGCGUUAAACACGAGGUGUGGGGUAGGGGCAAAGCAUCCUAAUCACAAACUCGGUUGUAGGAGCAAUGGGUCCCCUGAGGUUUCCACAAAAGCGCAUCCUAACGAAGCUUCCUGAAAUGUAUGUGGAGCGUGUUGCUUAUCACAUAUGAUCCAGAGGGUGAAGUAUGCGCUCAAACAGUGCCUUAAAAAAAAAAUACAGGCAGAUGAAAUCAGCUUUAUAAGCACAGUGGUUAUCAUUAAUUAUUCCAGCUUGUUCAUUACCUGUAUCACCUAUAAAUGCAACAGCUCUAGAGUACCUGAGGAGUCUCUCGUACUGCAGGAUGCGUGGAAAAGCAGCCACGGUGACUGGGGAACUCCCCAGAUCCCCCAGAAGCGGGGUACGGCUCGCCCAGAGCUGCCACCUCACCAUGGGGCUGCGCACGGGACUCGCUCCCAUGCACAGCGUCACAGCCCUCCUCCUCCUCCUCCUCCUCCUCCUCCUCCUCCUCCUCCUCCAGGUAUUCCUUCCCCAUUAAGAUUCAGCACCGCUUUAAUUAAAAAGCCGGCACGCGGCCACCCAGUUCCCCAAGCACCCCGCACCAGUGCUCCCAGUCAGACCUGCUGGGUCAGGGCGUGCGUCGGACUGGGUGGUCCUGGGGGAGGCUGGAUGGGGGCUGCCACCCCAGGAGAGCCGGGCAACACCUGGGGGCUCCUCCUGCCAGGAUCAGGCUUUCUGCUUGCGGCACCCCUGGGUGCGCAGAGGGGACCUCCACCUCGGCGCGCUCACCAGCUGCCAUCCCUCUGGUGGUCUUCUCCCUGCUGGGAGAAGGUCAGCCCACCUCUAACAACGGUAUCACCGUGCUCCCAUAGCUCCUGGGGUGGGCAGCACCAGGGUAGCCCCGUGCAGACAUGGCCCUGCCAAAUCUCAGCCCUGGCUCCUUGGUUUUGGGGAAGGUGAGAGGUCUUUGAGGUCUGCUGUGUGCAGAUGAGGGGGGAAACUUAGGUUUUUGAGCAGGCUGGGCUGAGGUUACUGGUUUUAUUUUGAUUAUAAGCCUGACGUCGGUCUUGCUAAAUGGAUGUGCACUGUGUUUAAUUCCUGGGUACGUUCUACCUGCUGAUCCGUGAGGCUGAAACCAGUGGGAGAUGCAAGUGAACCUGGAAGGGCUGCUCCCAGAGGGUGUAGGGUGAACUGGGAAGCGUGGGAAUGUUUCCUGCAGGAUUAUAGGGUCAGGGUAGGUCUUGUGGGGCUGUGGUGGCUGCUGCGAGCCAGUUUCUCUUUUGGGAGGCGUAGCGAUUACCCUGGAGCAUCCUAAAAGACAGUUUCGUGUGCUGCAGGAACCGCACGGUGGAAGUUGAGGCUGUGCUUGGCGUGGAGCUGGGGAGCGCAGGUGCAGCACGUGCCCUUCCCUUCCCUUCCCUCGCUGCCUCUGCUGAGGCUUGUGCAUGUCCCAGGGGGUCGACGCCAGGAACAUCUCACGUGCCCUUGCUCUGGUUUUAUUUCCUGCUGAAUCCGUUGGCUUUGGCCCAUGCGACAUCUCCCUGGGCGCAAAGCUGGUGGUCUGGGGGCUGGAUGGCACAGAUUCGGCUCGGGCACCAACAUUAACAUCACACGUGGGGUGGAUCUGCAGGUUCAGGGCAGGGGACUCAUGUCCUCGGUGAGCACAGCCAGGAGGUUCACGAAGGACUGGCACGGAGGAGGUGAGGUUAAGCAGUGAAACCAGCUGUGGCUCAGGUGGCUCUGGCACCACGGAGAACCUCGCUCCAGGCGCUGUGUGGAGCCUGCUGGCUGGCUGCAGAGGGGCUCCCGGCCUGAGAACUGCUCAUCUCCUGUUGUGGCUAAUUACCAACCCUUAAAUGCCCUGCAGCUGGCAGUCACUGGCAUUUUUUCGCUGCCAGGAUGCUGAUGGAGAGCUCGUAGGACUCCUCCCUGCAGCUAGGAGCCCUUACAGCUGCUUUGCGCCACAGCAAGAGGGCUGUGCUCACCCAGCUCCCUCCUCCACCUCUUCGCUCGGUGUGAAUGUUGGCUCAGGGCUUGGCUGACCACUGUUUUCAAAGACACGUUCCCAGUGCUGCAAGAAUCAGCUUGAAACGAAGCUUUCCACCCUACAUGAAGUCCCCUCGUGCAUGUGCAUGGCGAGAUGCUCUUUAACGACGUGCUCCUGGGCGUUUCCUUCCCUGGGACCCUUCGGCAGGGUUUCCAUGCGAUAAUUCUCUUUGCUCUCCAAAAGGAGGGUUUCUCCAGCUGGGUUUUUCUUACGCCCCGGUGAAGUGUUGCACUCGAAAUGGCUGCAGGGGUGAAAACCCAGCAGGGCAGGAGGCGAGGGAGCCCUGCAGGAUUGGGGAGGGCAGCAGGGGGUGGUUGUGGUGACGUGCAAGCAGCAGGGGCCCUUUUGGGCACCCAGCUCCAUAUCUUGAUGAGCCCCCAUGUAGGUUCCACAAGCCAUUUUCUAGGCUUAGAAACCAACUGCAAGGGGGAAAAAAACCCUGCCAAAUCGCCACGUGAAGCCAUUCUGUGCUCUGGGUGGGUAAGGAGCUGAUGGCACAGGAGCAGCAGAGGCUCCUCCUGGAGCUGGGGGGUGGCAGUCGCCCUUGUGCCAGCCAGCACUGGGGUGGCUGCUGGGUUUGAUGGUCAUACUGGGAGCUCCUGUAAGCUAGAGUGGGGAAAACAGCCGAACCCAUUCAGCCAGCUGAGUAGUUUCACCCUGGAGGCACUGUGGGGGAAGCGAAGGCGUGGUGAAACAAGAAAUACAGACUGGGGAACUCGUGAACUCGCGCUUUGUUUUGGUGUGUGUGGGGGGGUCCCAGCUGCUGCAGUCCCCCUGGGGCCUUUAAAAACCUAUUCCACCAGGAGGUGUUGCUUCAGGUUCCUCGGCAAGCACAGAGGGCAGCACGUGGGCUCUGCUGGCCACCCUGGCUGGGCUGCGUUGUGCAACGCACCCGCCCCGUCUGGGAAUGGCGAAGGACUGGGGCUUCUUGCUGCAAGGGGAGGGUCUUGAGACACCCAGGAGCUUCAGAAACAAGGAGCAACACUUGCAGGUGUUGUUGCAGGGUUUCCAGCUCCAGCUGCACGUCUCCUCCCGUGCUGGCUCCCAGUGGACGGGUGUCUGACGUGCCUUGUCCCAUCCUUUGGGGAGCGAGGGAGGGUGGCUGAAUCGGGGGAGGAGGAGAAGGAAGCAGACCUGGGGACGAGUCCAGCCCUCUUGCUGGGAGAACAGCCUGGGGUCUCCCCUGCAACACCUCACCUUCCUCCUGCAGAGCCCUUCCUGGACAGGAGAGAGGAGGACUCUCCGCAGAGCUCCAUGGGGCGGUGUGAGGACACAAACGCACCCCUCAAAAAUUGGAGAUGCUCAGAAGAUGGCUUAAAACCCGGUGAGACGCUCCUUGCCUAUCAAACCACGACUCCAAACUCUCUCCAGGUGAGAGCUUCCCCUCCUGGGCUCGCAGGAGAGGCAGAAGGAUGGGGCUGCUCACCGGUUCGCCGUGCUCUCCAGCAGCGUUUCGCGUGCUGCGGGGACAGCUCAGCCCUGCUGCGGGUGCUUCUGCAGGAGGAUGCUGAACAAUGAAGCCUUAAAGAAGCACCCAACACCGUCACCAGUUCCUGAAGAGGCGUUGGGCAAGUGGAUGUGGAGCCAGAAGAGCCUGUUCUGGGGCAAGCCGGUGAGGCCUGCGGUUUGCUCAGCAUGGGAGAGAGCAGAAAUUUGGAUGAGGCUGUGAAAUUCCAAGGUUCAACAUGAGGUGGUGCAAAGCAUCCACUUCCCGUCCCCGAACCGGAGCCACAGCUCCCUGUGCAGUAGCAAGGAGGAGGAACCGAACGUCUCUGGAUAAAGGAGGUGCUAGGGAAACCUAGAAAAAAAUGAAGUCAUCAAAAUAUAAAAAGAAAACGAGAAGAGAUUAAUCCAGGGGAAUUCAUCUAUCCCUGCUCAUCUCUACAGCCGCCUGCUUUUUGGAAGAGGGAUUCUGAAGUUAAAAUGAUUAUUUUUUUUUCCCCCCAUGCUUUCCACUGUGAGAAUAGAUUUUAGGAGGAGAGUUCUGCUUUAUAACUGUUAGUUAUGCACUAGGCUCCCCGGGCAUGCGACACAAUUUAAGCACCUUCAUUCCCCCUUUGUGAUACAUGGAUGCUAACGCCUUGGGCAGUGCAGUCGUGAUUCCCUUGGUCCCAGCAGCACGCAGGGUGCAAAAACCAAGCCAGCCCCUGAUCGAAACGCAUGGGUCCUCCUGGAAAGGGUGUUGAGUGCUCCUUCACCUCUCCAAAACACCUCUGUGGGCGGAUGGAGAUGCUCUCCCCACCCCUAAUGAACAUGACUCACUCUGGAGUGGUUAGCGCAUUAACAUAAAGAGCUCUACCCUCCCGCUGCCCUGCUUGCUCAAUUAAAGUGUCAUUUGAACCCCGUC